CAUCACACAUCGCAGUUUCGCAUUAUAAAUGGUGCAAGUGCAUCCAUAACGCAGUUCCCGUACUUGGUAUCGGUGCAGCGUAAAACCUUCUACAGCAGAUAUCACAUUUGCGGUGGAACUUUCAUCAGCUUGCAGUGGAUUAUGACGGCAGCACAUUGCUUGGUGGCCGAAACAACCGAUGGAUUGGUUAUCCGAGCGGAAUCGUCUUUCCAUGAUCGAGGCGGUGUAUUGCUCAGGGUAGACGUGAUCAUCGUUCAUGAUCAGUAUGCGAAUACCGAUGACGACUAUGACUUUGGAUUGAUUCGGUUGAGGCGACCCUUUCGGAGAGCCCAAGUGGUAGGAUUGAGAAAUGGCCCAAAGCGGUUUCCACCGGGUUUCCUAUGCGAUGUGAUGGGAUGGGGCAAAACUAACUACUCAAAAGUAAGCUAUCGAUUGAGGAGAGUUUCGUUGCCAAUUGUGAAACAGAGCAUAUGUCAAGCUGCGUACAGAGGAAGAAGGUACAAUGUCACACGAAGAAUGCUGUGUGCCGGAUUCACGGAAGGUGGUCAAGACGCUUGCAAGGGUGAUUCCGGAGGACCCCUCGUUUGCAAUAAGACGCUGACAGGUAUAAUAUCUUGGGCAAUAGGUUGCGCGUCUCGAAAUUUUUACGGAGUUUACAGUGACAUUACUCAAGUGCGUGCUUGGAUACGAAAUAAAACAGGAGUUUAG
Messenger RNA from Aedes aegypti (yellow fever mosquito), 708 nucleotides. Its product is annotated as trypsin-4. Gene Ontology annotation, biological process: proteolysis. Gene Ontology annotation, molecular function: serine-type endopeptidase activity. The record is from RefSeq and is a predicted model, not a curated record. The transcript has 3 exons. The annotation marks the transcript as partial. Lineage: Eukaryota; Metazoa; Arthropoda; Insecta; Diptera; Culicidae.